AUGCCUGGGGUUAACGUGAUGAGCUACAAGCCGCUUGGUGGACCUGUGCUCGGUGUAACGCGGAUGUUACAGAUGAGGAAUGGGUACACCAUUCCUCAGUGUGGGUUUGGGACAUACAGAAUGACCCCUACCGAAGCCGGGGCGGCUGUCGAAUAUGCGGUGCAGGCGGGAUUCCGUCAUUUCGACUGCGCCAAGGCUUACUGCAACCAAUUUGCUGUGGGUGAUGGAUUGCGGCGCGCCAUAUCGUCGGGGAGGGUGAAGCGAGAUGAUUUGUUUGUAACGUCCAAGCUCUGGCCAACCGACCAGCAUCCUGAAAAUGUGGAAAAGGCCUGUAGGGAGACGUUAGAAGAGCUAAAAGUUUCCUAUCUAGAUCUCUACCUCAUACAUUGGCCUGUUGCGUGGCGCCACUCACCCGAAUUUAAAACCGAAGAAGACAAAUAUCCCAAGCAUGAUAGCGGCCUGCCUGCCGUGGACGAGAGAGUGAAACUUACGGACACAUGGAGGGCAAUGUGUGCACUAGUUGAUAAGGGGCUGGUGCGUUCUAUUGGGCUUUCUAACUGUUCUGAGAAACAUAUUGCGGAGGUAAUGGGGGACGGUGACUUGUACGCACCUGUGCUUAAUCAGAUCGAGCUCCAUCCUGCACUUGUGCAGCGGGACCUCCUCAACGUACACCGCACCAAAAGGAUGCUAACAGCAUCGUAUAGCCCACUUGGGAUGCCUUCAAGGUUCACCUCACCGGACUACAAGGGUCUUCUGACUCAUGAAGCGCUGUUGCCCCUAUCUGAGCACUCGGGCUUCAGUGUAGCUCGCCUUCUGCUUAACUGGAACCUCGACAUGCACAACGUGGUAAUUGUGCGCUCGACAAGGAGGGACCACAUUCAAUCAAAUGCAAAGGCGUCGCUCUAUACUCUCUCCGAUCCUGUUCGGAUGAUACUUGACCGGUUUCAGGAUCGUGAAGGAACCGUGAGGACAAUUAACCCCACAAACUUCACCCACUCCGGCGAGAGUUUCUUUUCGUAA
Messenger RNA from Trypanosoma brucei brucei TREU927, 1020 nucleotides. Its product is annotated as aldo-keto reductase, putative. The record is from RefSeq and is a predicted model, not a curated record. Bases 1 to 1020 code for a protein of 339 amino acids. Gene Ontology annotation, molecular function: aldose reductase (NADPH) activity. NCBI's taxonomy places the organism in Eukaryota, Euglenozoa, Kinetoplastea, Trypanosomatida, Trypanosomatidae. The transcript has a single exon. Gene Ontology annotation, cellular component: cytosol.